Messenger RNA from Penicillium vulpinum, 1080 nucleotides. RefSeq lists its product as uncharacterized. The record is from RefSeq and is a predicted model, not a curated record. The transcript has a single exon. Lineage: Eukaryota; Fungi; Ascomycota; Eurotiomycetes; Eurotiales; Aspergillaceae. Bases 1 to 1080 code for a protein of 359 amino acids.
AUGGAUCUUCCAUCAGCAAGCUUCUCUUUUUUCCUCCCAUCUAUUUACGAUGGCAACAAGCUCGAAUGCCGCGUUUAUCUCCCGCUCGCGCUCCAAAAUAUAGAAUCAGCAACAAUCUGGCUCAACCGUGGUGCCAUUGUCGCGCAUCCAUACGCAACCCUGGGAGGAUGCUACGAUGAUCCAGUGGUCAGUGUCAUCGGUAGUGAGCUCCUACAAGCUGGCUGUGUCGUGGGGACCUUUAACUUUCGGUAUAAUCAUCCAUUGCUAACACCUGGGCACUCUGCUAUGACCAAAUUGCUAAUGAAGAGACAAUAUAGCGGAGCUGGUGACUCUGAAGGACGAACAAGCUGGACUGCAAAGCCUGAACUCGGUGAUUAUGUGUCGUUCUACGGAUUCAUGUUGCAAUAUCUGCACUUCCUGAAACUUGCAUUGGCCCCGGAGGACCAGGGAGACUCAAACCUUCGCAAACCCACCGGGGAAGAACCAAGCAGCCCAGAUAUACGUCUCAUCCUUGGUGGCUAUUCAUAUGGGUCUUUGAUUGCCUCACAUGUACCGACUCUCGAUACUAUGCUUGACCUCUUCCAAUCCGCGCCAAUGACAACCUCUGCAAAUGAAGAAACACCUAUACAUGAGAUUAGGAGCACAGCAAAACAUUUAGCCGGAUUAUCCCUAGAGCGACUUCAAAGAAGUCACUGUCUGGCUGAUGCCCCAGAUCUUCAUGCAUUGAUGACAUCCAUCUCCUAUCUUCUUGUGUCUCCGCUAUUACCUCCGAUUAGCCAAUUCCUAACUGUAUUCUCGACGUUAUCCCUGAAUUUGAAAACAGAGACCCCCAAAGGCCCCCACAUUCCCUGCCCACGCCCAGCAGACCAACAGAGCACACACCACACCCUGGCGCUCUUUGGGGACCAGGAUACCUUCACAUCUGCUGGGAAACUGCGGAGGUGGGCAGACGAGAUGGUGCACAUACCACACAGUCAGUUUCAGUCUAGGAUGAUAGAUGGUGCGGGCCACUUUUGGCGCGAGAAUGGGGUCGAGAUGCGGGCAAGACAUGCGCUGAGGGAGUGGCUCUGUCAGAUAUGA